Oncorhynchus masou masou (cherry salmon) is the source of this 720-nucleotide messenger RNA. Its product is annotated as claudin-10-like. Gene Ontology annotation, cellular component: plasma membrane; bicellular tight junction. The coding region runs from base 1 to 720 and encodes 239 amino acids. Gene Ontology annotation, biological process: bicellular tight junction assembly; cell adhesion. Gene Ontology annotation, molecular function: structural molecule activity. The record is from RefSeq and is a predicted model, not a curated record. The transcript is spliced from 5 exons. Lineage: Eukaryota; Metazoa; Chordata; Actinopteri; Salmoniformes; Salmonidae.
AUGAGUAACAUGGCCACGGAGAUCGUUGCCUUCAUCCUGAACAUAUCUGGAUGGAUCCUGGUCUGCUCCACGUUGCCUACUGACUACUGGAAGGUGUCCUCCGUGGAUGGGACGGUCAUCACCACGGCGACCUUCUGGUCCAACCUGUGGAAGACCUGCGUCACGGAUUCUACAGGAGUGUCCAACUGUAAAGAUUUCCCCUCCAUGCUGGCUCUAGAUGUGUAUAUCCAGGUGUGUCGGGGCCUGAUGAUUGCGUCUGUGUGCCUGGGGUUCUUUGGAGCCACCCUGGCCCUGAUGGGAAUGAAGUGUACCAGGAUCGGAGGCUCAGAGAGCACCAAGGCCAGACUAACAGGCCUCUCAGGCCUUCACUUCAUACUCAAUGGGCUUUGCUCCUUGACUGCAUGCUCCCUGUACGCACACAGGAUCACAUCAGAGUUCUUUGACCCACUCUUUUUUGCUCAAAAGUUUGAGCUGGGUGCAGCGCUCUUCAUCGGCUGGGCUGGCUCGGUGCUCUGCAUUUCAGGAGGACUCAUAUUCUGCCUCUCCUUGUCAGAGAGCUUCAGUCGAGCAGAGUGCUCCUACAGUGGUGGUACGUCUAUGGUAACCAAGCGUCACAAACCCUGCAAGUCUGCCAACAGUUUCUACAAAUCGCCAGUUUCCUCAGACCCCCGAGACCCAGCAGAACACUCAGGGCAGUUUGGAAAGAACGCCUAUGUGUGA